CCCGAUUGCAUUUUAUUUGAGCUACCGCCUAGCACAGAACGAAACCUCUGCCCACGGGGCACAGACGUCAAUUCAACAUCUAUUUCAAGUUGGUUCAAAGUAAUUUCAUUGCGUGGAAACAAUGUGCUCAGUGGGUGUGCUUCGUUCACUAAAUACUUUCCAGGACGAUUUUUUUUUAUUCUCGAAGUGAUGCUUUUCAACUGGCAACUGAGAAACCGUGGAUAAAAUAGGCUAAGAAGAAGAUGUUGAAGUGAUUACCGGGGCUAAAUAAUAAACAAUACUGGGCGGACGGGUCCCUUCCCGGAGCGCAGGUGGAUCCAGCGAAGUGGUGGAACAGGGUAUUGGACGAGGACAGGAUCAGCAGCGCGCGACAACAACCUCGGAACUACUAGUCUGCUACAUCUUCAAAUUAUAGGCCUAACCAUUCAUUCCUAGAUCUGCUUUUUGGGGUCCAUAUGAUGCUAAAUCUCUUCACAAACUGGAUGUGUAUCAGAACUUCAGUAUUGUGGAAAUAGAAUAAUCCAAGUGAUGUGGCCACUGUAGAACGGACGUUGAAUGGACGAACAACGCACAAACCCAUUUGCACUCUAGGAGUGUAACCCUAUUCAAAUGAUUAUUUUGUAGGCUUUCCGAGCUUGCUUUUGUUGGAAUAAUACCUAGUUCUAUCUCAUUUGGACUAUAAUAGGCUGUAAGGAUGCCUGAAGCACUCCAGGCGCUCUACAUCGGCAUGGAGGUGGUGAUUGCCGUCUUCUCCGUCCUGGGUAAUGUGAUGGUGGUCUGGGCUGUGAAAAUUAACAAGUCGUUGAGAGACACAACAUUCUGUUUCAUCGUUUCUCUGGCACUGGCGGAUAUCGCAGUGGGAGCCCUCGUCAUCCCCUUGGCGAUAACUAUCAGCAUCGGACUCCAAACUCACUUCUACAGCUGCCUGAUGGUCGCGUGCACGGUGCUGGUGCUGACGCAAAGUUCCAUCCUAGCCCUCCUGGCCAUUGCUAUUGACCGCUAUCUCAGGGUCAAAAUUCCAACCAGCUAUAAGCGUGUGGUGACAAAGCAGCGAGCGGCCGUGGCGGUGGUGCUGUGCUGGACCGUGGCCUUCAUCGUGGGCUUGACCCCCAUGCUGGGCUGGAACAACCUCUGGAGGCUACAGCAGAACAGUUCCAUGAAUGAGGAUCUCACCAUCACCUGUCAGUUUGAGAACGUAAUCAGCAUGGACUAUAUGGUCUACUUCAACUUCUUCGGCUGGGUGCUGCCUCCUUUACUCCUCAUGCUGGUCAUCUACACAGAGAUCUUCUACAUGAUCCACAAGCAGCUCAACAAGAAGGCUUGCACCACCAGCCACACCGACCCCAACAAGUACUACAACAAGGAACUCAAACUGGCCAAGUCGCUGGCCCUGGUCCUCUUCCUGUUUGCCAUCAGCUGGCUUCCCCUCCACAUCAUCAACUGCGUCACGCUGUUCUGUCCGACCUGCGACAAACCCCUGUUCCUGAUCUACGUCGCUAUAUUGCUCACGCACGGCAACUCAGCCGUCAACCCCAUCGUCUACGCCUUCCGCAUCAACAAGUUCCGCGACGCUUUCCUGAAGAUCUGGAAGCAGUACUUCUGUUGUAAGGACGUACCCGCCAUUUUGAAUCAGCCUAGUGAGAAGGAUCGGAAAGAGAACCAGAAUGAGAAUGAGAACGGGAAUCCUAAUCCGAACAGAGACUCACAGCCAGCUCUAUCGCCACCACAAGAAGGGCAGCAGCCUCCACUAGAGCAGAUGCAGGAGGCCAAACCCUAACGGCCACAGUCUCACAACGAUGCUCCACCACUGCAGAAACCCCCAAUGAAGCACAACAAUAUCUAACUAACCCCAGAACAAAGGGAGUUUCUACAUUGAUGUGUCAGAAACCUAUGAGUUCCUAUGUUUUGGGGGAUGAAUAGAGGUUGUUUAACAGGAGCCAGAGGUAUGCUCAUAGUCGUUCUGAAUGUAUAGCUAGCGACCAAUGGAGGACUGUGACAUGGUGAAAGAAAGUUUGGCGACUUGCAGGACUUGUAAAGAUAUCUUACAGACUGUGAAAUCACAUUUUAACAGGCGGAGGUGUAUUUGAGUUUGAGGUGGAGGAAAAAAAACAUUGAAAAUGAGUAUUAGGGUUUAUACGGUAAAAACAUUGAAAAGGAGUAUUGAGCCCCACAGUGGAGGUGUCAUAAUACCCAUAAAACCA
Molecule: messenger RNA, 2201 nt
Organism: Coregonus clupeaformis (lake whitefish)
Lineage: Eukaryota; Metazoa; Chordata; Actinopteri; Salmoniformes; Salmonidae
Product: adenosine receptor A1-like
Exons: 5
Coding region: 695-1777 (360 amino acids)
Biological process (GO): G protein-coupled adenosine receptor signaling pathway
Cellular component (GO): dendrite; synapse; membrane
Molecular function (GO): G protein-coupled adenosine receptor activity
Source: RefSeq, a predicted model, not a curated record